Messenger RNA from Porites lobata, 17671 nucleotides. NCBI's taxonomy places the organism in Eukaryota, Metazoa, Cnidaria, Anthozoa, Scleractinia, Poritidae. The record is from the annotation of a GenBank genome assembly.
AACUAUGUUCGGAGAUCACUCGGCUUCUUUCACGAAAACUAACCAAAAAGCCCGAGUUUGCACAUGCGUGUUAGCGACCUUACGUGGCAUCGCUUGGUUCACUGUUUGUGUAUGAAGGAACGAAAUGAGGUCAAAACACGUAUUUGCCUUGUAGUUAGCUAACGUUACAUUCUGAUACGCUUUUAAAAUUGUUUUAUGUCGUUUAAAAUUAUAUUUAUUCACACCAACCGGUAGAAAGAAGUAUCAUGAAUCGCAAACUAUCACAAAGAUUUUUAUGGAGUAGUCUGACAGUCUGUGGUUUGUUUAUAACAAUUUGUACAGAGACGGCCUUCGGUAAGUAUGCGUUUGUUGACAUGCAUGUUUAUGGUUAUAGCAUCCUGAAAACUUCAAGGGCUACACUUUAUGGUACUUAUUUAUCGCAAGUAACUCAGAGUUUGAUUGUUUCCUUAGGCGAGGAUUCACCAAAGGUUGAAAAUUCUCCAAGUGAAAGUGUCCCCACUGCUCCACAAGAGGUAAUAAUCCUUCAGCCUUAUCUGAUCACACACGAUUUACUUCCAAACAUUUGCUUGUUUUUCGUUGCAUAAAACAAAGACUUAGUUAUUAUACAUGCAGGUAAUGGCCUAGUCCCUUCCAAACAUACCCUCCCCCCCCCUGCCACCAGGCAUUUGUCAUUUUUCCAGGAGAAAGGUGCAAAUCCCCUUCCCCCCCCACCUCCCAGCAGGAUAAGAUAAAUUCUGUUGGCAGACUUUUUGAGUGGAAUAACUGAUCUUUGAGGGAAGCAUUUUAUUUGCGGAAUAAGGCAUCUCUGGACCCAAUUUUAAUUUUGGAUAGGCCCCUUUGCAGCUCGCAGUCUCAAUUGCACUGCCUAAUGCAAAACGUAGGGAUAAGAACUUAACUAAUACCAAUAACUGCUUUGCAAAAAAUUUGUCAACAGAAAGCCAUUUCUAGUGCAAACAAUUUUUUCACCUACCAAAAUUUUCUCAAGUUUCUUCAAACUCCAAUGAUGCUGUCAAGAAAGUUUGGAGGCCUAGAAUCUUUUGUCAGGUGACAAAAUCCUUUCUUCCUUGACAGCCAUCCUUUGUUGGGUUUGACGUUUUUGGUUACACGAAAGCUUUUAGGUGCCUCAGUUGCAAACAAGGUUACAAAAACGAAAAAUUGGUAGCUAAAAUGUUUUCAAAAGUAGGUUGAGUUUGAUCAUCCGGGUGAAUGUAGUCCUGAAUAGGACUGUUGUUGUUGACAGUGACUGAUGUUUCAACAACCUGUGUGGUUCAUGAUCACUCUGCAGAUGACUACCGCACAGGUUGUCGAAACGUCAGUCACUGUCAACAACAAUAGUCCUAUUCAGGUCUACGUUCACCUGGACGAUCAAACUCAACCUACUUUUGAAAUGACUCCUGGCUUCAAACCUUUCACAGUUUUAAAAUAUUUUCGUAGUGUGAACAGGGCCUCUUCAUAAAUUUAAGUCAUAAAAGUUAAAUCUUUAGUUGCAACUUUAGCUAUAUCAGUCACAGUUACCGGUGCCGAUCUAUAAGAAAUACUAGCUGGUCUCACAAAGAUUGAAUCUGAUACUUAAUCUUGACUUUUAGGAGGUGGACAGUAAGGAGGCAGUGCAAUACAAUGAACAAACAACUGAACAAAAAUUGAACAAAGAGACAGAUGAUAAUCCGCAAUCAUGGAGAGAAGAGCUUGUAGAAGAAGUUAAACAAAUUGUUGAGCAGUCUGAAAAACAUGCUGCAAAAGCAGAUAUUGAAGAGGCUAAUCAAGAGAGGGACUUAAAUGAAAAAGAUAUUAAAGAUACAGGAAAAGGGAUGGAAGGAGAAAACAGUCAUGAAGUUCCUCCUAGUGACCCUGUACAAAAUAUUGAGGAUGUAGAUGGUGCUGAAUUUUCAUCUGCACAUGUUGUUGAUGAAAAACAGAAAGAGGACGUUUCUAAAUCCAGUGAAAUUUUGGAGUCUAGUAAGCAAAGUGAUUACAUAGAGACAGCUGAAAAUAGUGAUUCUGGUGAGAAAAAGCCAGGUAAUGACGAUUCUAGUAAUAAAGACAAUCAGAAAGUUGAAGAAGCUGAUAUGGCAGAGAAGUCCAUUGAUGAUCAACAACAACAACAGCCAACAGAAACUUUAAAUAAAAAAGAUCAGGAAGAUGGUGGUAAAAUACAGGCUGGAGAAGAAAGGAGAGGAGAGGAAGUGAAAACAGGUCAGUAUGAUAAGAAAUCAAAAGCAAAGGCAAAAGCAAAGAAAGGACGCGGUCGAAAGAAGGUUACUGAACGUGAUGCUAUGGAUGAAUGGGACAGUGAUGAUUAUGAUGAUAUUGAUUCUUAUGAUGAGGGCUUUGACGAUGAAGUAGAUGAUGAUGAAAUAGAAGAUUUUUAUGAGGACCCUGAUAGUAUUGAAUCAUGGAAAAUGAGUGAGAAGCCUUUGGAUGAAGCUGAAGAACUUAGUGAUGAAGAUGUCAGUAAAAUAAAAGAGGACUUACAAGAAGAGAUUAAGCAGCUGAAAGGUUUUAUUUCUUUUUUUUUUUGUUACUUUAUUUCUGUUCAAAUCCCCUUGGGUUCUGUUACACUGUAACUUGUUUUCUAGUUGCUUGUCAUUGCGCUUUUGAUAUGUUGUUGUUGUUGUUUUUGGAAGCAUGACAAAGAGCUACUUGGAAUUAAAGCUUUUUUUCGAGCACUGACAGUAUGCAGGAUGACUAGCAUAGCAGGCACUGAAGUAAAAGUGCAUUUUUUUAAUAUACAUGUAAGGGUCAAGUAGGCAGCAAAUAUUUCUGAUUGCUGGAUGCGGCAAAAUUGGCAACUGCCUGCUUAUUUAGUGUACCUUUUACCUGUAGGUCUUUUGUUUUGUUUUCAUCAUGACCCUCAUCCCAUCACUGCUCUUUAGAAUAAAAAUAAUGACUUACAUGUAGAUGCAUGGUUUGUACAUUUACAUACAAUGUUAUGCAGAUGGUACCACUUUUAAAGCAGAACUAGCUUGCUCACGAGUGCUUCCAUUAGUGGGGGAUAUUUUUUGUUAGUUAAGCCUCAGUAAUAAAUCAUUUGUAUUUCCAUGAGUUUUCCUCAUUAAAUUAUGCACUGUUAUUGCAUAUUAUAGUAAAAAUGUAAUUGUGAAUUUCUGUUUAUCUUUUGAAGAGGAAAACCAAGAAAUCAAGAAAGAAAACAAGGAACUGAAAGGUUAGAUUUUAUUCUAUAAUGGUUUGAUCAGUUCUCUGGUGCUACUUGUCUGCUUGGAGGGAUGUCAUUUUUAAGUAUGUGGGGAAAUGAAAAGAGUAGUGGGGAUUCAAACUUUCCAAGCUGGUCUUUUCAAUACAGCCAGCAUACUAUUUUCUAAUACAGUGUAUGAAAAAUUCUUUUGGUGCCAACCUUUUGGCAGUGUGGUAGCCGUCAAAAGGGGAGGGUGAGGAAGAGAAAAAUACAGAGGGGAAUCACUUUUCUCCCCCUCUCCCUCCCCUUUAGCCUUUUUGUGCCUGUCAUGCAGCCAAGCCAAUAGAAUAUAGAAUAAUGGAAUAAUCUUUAUUAUGCUUUUGUCAAAGUAUAUAGUUGAUAUUAUAAUUUAGUAGAUUUAUUUACAAUAGAAGAUUUAUUAAGUUUCAUGAAAAUAAUGUGCAAGCUAGGAAGCUAAAUGAACCAGUUGGUUUUCUUGUUAGCUCCCUGAACAAUUUAGGUUCUAGGUAGCAGGUAAAAAAAAUAAAAACAAAAGAAAGAAGAACUUUUUUACUAAGUAUGUUGCUUCAUCAGCAAGACAAAAAUUUAUUUCAUUUUGUUGUUCUAGCUGACAGUAGAUAAGGUAUAAUUUUCUAAGGCAGACACUCUUGUGUUUUUUAAAUGAGUUGGCCAGCCUUUAAUGACAGAGCUGUCUUGGGUAACUCACUUAAUAAACUUUGUUAAUGGGAGUUCUCCAAUGGUAUGAUAUUGUAUCAAUACAGGAACUUAAUGGCUUGUUACACAGCGGAGCCAGAUGAUUAUUAUUGUUCAAUGUGUUAAUCAUAGUUGUUUUCAAGUUUACUUGAGAUGCCCUGAUUUAUUUUUCUGGUCCUUUUUAGAGGAAGUUGGCCAGUUGCUAUAUCAAGAUGCCACAUCUUUUCUAAAUCAAACAAAACCUAACUACAAAAAGUAUGUACACAGCACUUAUUAUGUAUAAUUCUAAUCAUUGCAAAUGUCUGUUAUCUGAGAGUUCUAACAAAUAGACCAGAAAAAAAUUGUAGUCUAGGUGAUAUCAACGUAAGAUCCAACUUGGCAUUUUACUACUUGUUAGUACGGCAUGUGCGGCACUCCUCAGAUGAAAUUGCCAAAUGAAUAGUUCGCUACAACAUACACUUAUACUACACACGUGCACAGGAUUUGAAUCAGAAACUAUUGCAUGACAACUGAAGAGUAAAGCUGCUGAAAAGAAAUUUGUGUGCAUGCCUGCAGGAAGUAACAAGCUCAUUUUACUUGUUCAAACUCUCCAGAUCAAAAAUAAUUAUAUGUGUAUUUCAGAAUUUGUCUCAUGCAAGUCCCAUUUAGUUUCUCAAUAUGCUGUAAUAUUUAAGGUUUGCGGCAUCAUUAACACUUCAUAUUAAAGUAGAAAUAUCUGUAUCACAAAUUUCCUAAAUAUUCUUUGUGGAUGUUUUUCUUUUCAGAGCCUACAGUUUGCUGGAAGAAGCUGCAUUUCUGCACAAUUACACCAAAGCUCAAGAACUUGUUGCUUUAGCCUACCUGGUAUGUGCUUAUAAAAAAUUUAUUUUCCGUAGACAGUAACAUGACAAAAUCUUACAAAAUAAUAGUACAAAUGGGUUCUUUGUCUACUAUCCCAGAUCAAAUUGGAAUUUGGAGGUUAGGGCUACUUUAAGACUGGGUGCCCGCGCUGUUCUGAUGGGUAUUCUGUCCUGAAUUGCCAGAACUGUGUCUUGAUUUAACUCGAAUGAUUACUAGACAAUUAUUGUCUCAAACUUCCACAUAUUUCAGCGGCUCUGAACACCUACAGUAUUCCAGUGGCUCAUUGAAUUAUGUUUAUUAUUUUUAAGUGUAUUGUUCUAGCAAUAGAAACAUCAUUUUGUUCAAACUUUGUGAACAUUGAUGUAGCUGUUUAUACUGAAAGCCUCUGUGAAUGAAUCUUUUGGUUAAAACCUCCCGCAAAUGUUUAAAAUGACUGCAAAUAUAUAGGUAAAGAUGUCAUAGUUUAAAAAUUGGCAAAUCAAAACAAUGGAACAGUUAUGACGAGCUUUAUUUAGGCCUUCUCUUAUGGUAUCUUUAUUUUACAGUUUGGAGAUCAUCUGCCUCGCAACAUUACUAAAGCUGUAAAAAUGUUGGAAGAAAUUGCAGGAAAAGGAUCUGCGGUUGGACAACAGGUAGUUAAAUGGUAGUACAAUAACAGUAGUUAUAUUAUUGUUAGAUAGAUAAAGAGUCUAGUAUCAGAUAGAUAGAUAGAUAGAUAGAUAGAAAGAUAGAUAGAUAGAUAAAUAGCUUUAGAUAGAUAGAUAGAUUUAAUUCAAAUCAUAUGGCAGCCCACCAAGACUGAAUUGCAUGAAUUUACAAAUACAAUAAUUGAUACAAAACUUAAAAUAUGAAAAUGUACUAAAAAAAUCUCCAAAAUUAUACUUGAGAUGAAUUAAACUUUAUACAAAAAACUGCUAAUGCCUGCACAUAGAAGGCAGAAAUGUGCUAGAACGGGCUGUCAAGAAGGUUUUAAGGGGCUGGUCUCUCAGGAAAUGUAGCUGGUCAUUUAUCCCACAAAUCCUCCUUUAAUAAUAUUUAAUAACGUUAUUUGUUAAAUGUGACUUAUUUUCAAACUUGGAGUAGCCAGCUGAUUUUACUGCAGUAGUCAGCUCAAAAAGCUGGCUACCUGCUACCAGUGACUGCCGUGAGUAUAUAGUGACAGGAAAAUUAUUUUACUGAAGAUUUCUUCAUUAUCACUAAUACUUGAUACGCUAUUUGGUCCUAGACUUUAGGAUUUCUUUAUGCCACUGGUAUUGGUGUGAAUUCAAGUCAAGCAAAAGCUCUGGUGUAUUAUAUGUUUGCUGCACUUGGUGGAAAUGUCAAAGGACAGAUGGCUUUGGUAAUAAUAAAUCAUUUUAGUAUUAUAAAUGGCAUCUCACAACAUUCGCAGGACCUGUCCAUUUAUAUGAGGUUAGCCAUCCUGGUUAGCCCAGCUGGCAUACCUUCCCAGGCUGGCCUGGUUCAACAACAACAACAACAAGAAGUUCCUUUAUUAUUAUUACAUCUGUGUAGAGAAUUUUACAUGUUUUGAUAGCUAAUCAAAAGAAAAGAAAAGGAGAAAUUGUUACAUAAAAUUAUGCAUUAUUAUAACAAAGAUGUCCAAGAGCUAAAUGAACAUAUGUUUUCAAGCUAGUGCCUAGCUAUAAAAUGAUAUUUUUUACACAGUGGUGACAGGUAAAAUAGUAGCAAAAAACUCAACAAAACAAAACAAAAUAAGUAAGUAAAUAACUCACACAUUAUACACUAUGUGGAGAUGGAAAAGAACAAUGGUCAACUUUCAAAUUGUCUAGUCAGUAGGUGUUGUUUUAGUAAGGGUGGGAAGACAUAAUUUGGGAGGUCUUUCCAGAGGUCAACGUUAUGGAUUGGAUUGAUUGUUUUCCAAUAUUUGUUCUUGACGUCAUUUAUAAAAGUUCUUUUUUGGGGCAUAUCAUGUAUUUUAAUUACCUACUUGAUCAGCAUCUUGGGAAUAAUUCUGAAAAAUGCUUGGCAACUCCUUCUUGUGCCAGCGGAAGGCAAAUUAAAAUAACGGGCCUGUAGCUGGUAGCUGUAGCUUGUUCAUGCUUUGUUUCCUAAUAUUAUUUUUCACUUUGUUUUUUGUACAUGAAAUGGUGGGAUGGUCCACUUAAUAAGCUGUUUUAGCAACAGAACGGGAAUGUCAGUUGACGACUACGUGCGCAAAUCAAACAACUGGCUUGACCAAUGGCAGAGCGGUCAAUUGGGUACUGGAAAUCGAGUUUAGCCCUUUCCGCGCACUUUCCCGUCAUCAAAUGAUAUUCCGGUUCUGUUGCUAAAUCAGCCUAAUGAGAUGUCAACUGCUUGAAUCAAGGUCUCAUGUAUACAUUUUAAAAAUGAAAUGAAAAUUUUAUGGGGAAACAAGGUAUGAGCUGAGCCAGCCCAGUGAAGCCGUGGUGAGUUGGGUUAGCUCAUCCAUAUAAACAGACCCUUAGCUAUAUUCACAUAGUAUCAAUUUUUGUCACAAGUAGCAGCUAACAGACAAAUCAUCCCUUGUUUUACGUGAUGUGCUACACAGGGUUAUCGCUACUGGGCUGGCAUAGGAGUUGCUUCAUUUUGUGAAUCUGCACUCACCUAUUACCGCAAAGUUGCAAACCAAGGUAGGUUUCACAACUUGAUAACAGUUAUCAUCUGUCCAGUUAGUACUAUGCUGCCCUGCUGUUUACUGUGCUUUAUUGAUAAUUUAUUUCUUUUGUCUCAAAUAUCUGAUCAGUUCUUGAAUAUGAACUGAAGAUUGUAAAAUAACAGUACUUCAACUUGAAAAGAGUGACAAAUUUGAAUUUUUACAUCUUACUAACCAAUUUUAUACUAUGUAACAGACCAAGUUUUUUCUUCUUGCUGGGGCAUAAAUCAAUAGGAAAAAAGGAGGAUCUGUAACUUACUGUACAGAUCGAGAAAUUGAGGUUCAUAAGAUAUUUUUUUAUAUCUCUGAAGAGAAACUUUCUAAUUUAGCAAGCUGUAUGGGCAGUAAAAUAUAUACGGCUUGCAAAAUUGACCAGUCACAGCAUGCAUAUGUGCACAAACUAUAUUAUGAAAAUGUCAUCUUACUGACAUUUUUUGUCAGUCAAUUGGCUUAAAAUGUACUUUCCUUUCCAAAAUCAGGCUCGUAAUCAUAUGGAAAACAUUAAUUUUGAAAGAACAUUAUGCCACUAUGUCAUCUUACAAAUUUUGCAAGACUUUGGACUCUAUUCAUAAUUGCAUUUGCCAUUUUUUCCUGCUGAUUUUUUGUAGUUGCUGAGGAUGUAUCCUUGACUGGUGGAGCUGCUAUCCAACGAAUACGACUAAUAGAUGAAGAAGAGCAGGUAUGAAAACAUUAACGUGAUCUGAUAUUAGUACAUUUUCUGUUGUUAACUCCUCAGGGCCGGACCAGGGGUUAAAGUGAAACUUGAAGUCAGAUACGAAAGCUUAAACAGAAAAUUGAGUUUAAUUCUUUUCAUCAACAAGUUGAUUCUUUUGAACAACAGAAAAAGAAACCCAGGUUAAAUUUAACCCUAGGUUAAGCACUAACCGGCCUUCGAACAGCUGGGCCCAGGGCUUUAGAAAAGUCAUACGCUGUUCUCUUAUGUACCCAGCCAUCAGUAGAGAGGAAUCCUCUACCUAGUCCUGCAAGUGCAUCUGUAUGUUAGCUCACCUUGUUAGUUUACUGGCUUUCCAUACAUGAAGAUGUUACCAGUCAAAUUUGAUUUCAGUUUAAAAUUUUUAACCUAGGUUGAUUCUCACUUUCUUUUGUCUAUACUAGCCCUGUUUAUUCAUGAAGUAGGGCUAGGAGACAAAGAAAAUUGAGAAACAAUUGCAACCUAGGUUAAAAAAAUUUUAUCCUGAUUUUAAUUUUGACCUGUAACAUCUAUGGAUCAGGUUAUUUCAGGUCAAUAUACAAAUUAUCCAUUUCUGAAUCCAUUUAGCUUUCAGUUUGAUUGAUAAACGUGGUAAUUAAGCAGCAGAUUCUGGAAGGAUAGGAAAUUGCCCUUCCAGGAGCCCUUUUCUCCUGCUAGAAGUAUUUUGUAUAAACGUUGACUCACUAUUGUGUAUCUGUAGGGUGGUAGCAGUGCUGUUCUUGAUGAGGAUCUUAUCCAGUAUUACCAGUUUCUUGCUGAUAAGGGGGAUGUUCAGGCACAGGUAAAUACUUUUUUGUAAACAUAUGCAGGGAUAACAUUCAACUCCAACCUUCCUUUGAAAAUAGAAUAUAUUAAAGCUCUAAAUUCCUUUAAUACACUGUUUGCAGAAUGUGGCCGGGCACAAAAAUGUGUGGUUUAAUGCAUGCCACAUUUGUAGGGUUGGUACAAUCUUGAAAUUUGUCCAGCAAUUUUCCAGAGCUGGAAGAAGUCUGGAAAAUGGAGAUAAAGUCAGGAAAAAUGGUAAAAAUCUUGAAAUUUUUUUAAAAGCUACAGCAAGUGCUCUAUAAGUGAAUUUUUUUAGUUUUGGUCGAAUCAUACUCAAUCUCGCCUGUACAUUUUUUGCAGCACAUCAUGAAAAAAGCUUUGUUCCUGCGUUUUUAAGGUCUCUAUUGAUCACCAAUUUGAUAACCUUGAGUCUGGAAAAAGUGAAAUACAGAAACUGUUGUGGCAAAAAAAGUCUGGAAAAAAUCUUUAAUGAUGUACGCUAAAAUCUGUGCGGACCCUGCAUUUGACUUGAAAGCCAUUUUUUUUAAGUUCUUUAAAUUUUUCUACAUAAUAAAGGAAAAAUUAGUGAUGUUAAUUUGUCACAUCUUCGUAAGUUUUCAAGUCUUUCUAAACAAAUGUAACUGUUACUGUUAUUAUUUGCUUUCUCCUUUUCCCCACAUUAGGUUGGUCUUGGUCAGUUACAUUAUCAGGGUGGACGCGGAGUUGACAUGGACCAUGCUGUAAGUAUAGUUAAAUAUGAUAUUAUUUUGUCUGUCAUUAUAUUGAGGAUUGGGAUGGUUAUAACAAGGUUAUUUUUAAGCCAUGAAGAAGUUUGUUGCCUAAGGAAAGUAGCCAAUCAUAACAUAGAGAAGCUUUUCUUUGAAACUUUUUCUUUAUAAUUUGUAAACGUUUUAAGUCAUCCUUCAGUAACAUCAGGGAUCUUAAUAACAACUGAAUGGUCCAAAUAAGUUUUUUUUUUAACAUUUUGAGCUUUUGCUGACCCACGGCAUUAUCAAGUUGUGAAUAAUAAUUUGGGGUUGUCAAUGUUAUGUUCAUGAAAAGGGUGACUAACCAUUUUAUUUUUUAAUUAUGUGAUAAAGAAAUUUUUAAGGCAACCAUGCAUUUAUUUAUGGUAUUUAUUUACAGCGAGCUUUUAGGUACCUCCAGAUGGCCGCUGAUGCAGGAAAUUCAAAUGCCAUGGCAUACCUAGGCAAGGUACACUAUUUUUUAAGUAAGGUGGUAAAAUCUUGUAAUAUGUACUCAUAGUUGCUGAAUUGUGCCUAUAUUUAACAUGACAGGAUUAAUGGCUGGAACUUGUUUUUGUUGACAGAUGUAUUCUGAGGGAAGCACCGCAGUUAAACAGGACAAUAAGACAGCAUUCAACUGGUUUAAAAAAGCAGCAGAUAAUGUAAGAAUCACUCAAUUGAUUUUACUUGUCAGUAUGAUUGGGGCUGUCCUAUAACUACAGCUGUAGUGUUCUGUGAGGCAGGCUACUGUUUUAAUGGUGUUAGAGUAGCCUUGAAAUUUUUUCAUAGUUCUGAGCAGUGUGCAUAAAAAAAUCGUGUCCGUUAGCCCGGGGCUGGUGGAUUUUGCCAUGGGCUAGUGACUUCUGUUGUUAAAAUGACUCUUGGGCCAGUACAUGUUAGCUACAGCUUGUCCAAAUGGCAAGCUGUAAGACUGAAUUUCGUUGCACCCUGCUGAGCAUUUGGCUUCUUUUACUAAUUGGUAAUUGUUUCAUUGAAAUGCUAUAUUGUUAUUCUAAUUACAGGGCAAUGCCAUUGGCCAAAGUGGGCUUGGCUUGAUGUAUAUGUUUGGCAAAGGAGUUGAGAAGGUAACCAAACCUUUUCCUGAUGACUGCUCUGUUUAUCUGGUGUUAUAAACUAAUUAUCAGUUAAACUGGAAUGUUUUCUUUUUCUGAUGAUGUGUAGAAUUAUGAGAAAGCUUUUCAGUACUUCAAGAUGGCUGCUGAACAGGGCUGGGUUGAUGGACAUCUUCAGAUGGGUACCAUGUAUUACCGUAAGUUUACUAACAUUGUGUUUAAUUAACUGUUACCAGCACAGUGAGGAUCAAAAUACACUUAGACUACCAACUGCCCCUCUUUUUUUUGCGUAGUCUAUGGAAAUUCAUAAGAAAGAAAAAAUUCCCACUUACAUGACUGGAGGGAUUAGACAGAGACUUACACUUGCUUGAGUGCUACAUGUUCUCCCCCAGGAACUUAAGAAAAAAAUAAGAGACCACUCACAUUUUGAAAUGCAAUUAUUACUGAAGCCUACCAAUACAGACAUAUCCCCUCGCUCCUUGCUGCUUGGGCAAUUAGCCUGUGAAUAUGGCCAUCUCUUUUCAAUCCUCAUCGUGUCCCUAGUUGCGAAGAAAGAGGAGAGGCAGACUAUAUUCACUGACCUGCAGCAGUUGUUUCAUAAUGAUCCCAGGUAGCUGACAUCCAGACCCUAAAAAUUUGGGUUGGGUGGUGGGAUUGAAAAACCCCGUGGGACCCUCAAUAAAGACCCAAAGCAAAUGGUUGAACGUACUUACAGUCACUUUUCAGUGUCAAAGAGACUAUAGUGAGACAAAAAAUAAACAAAAACACCAUCCUAUUUGUUAUUGUAAUAACAAAUAAUUGUUCCAGACAUCAGUGGUUUGUGUAGAUGCUAGCAUAAUUGGUUGGCCUUUUUUUAUUGUUUAUUAUAGAUGGUCUUGGUGUUAGACGUGAUUACAAGAUGGCUAUCAAGUUCUUUAACUUGGCAUCACAGACUGGUAAGGAUAUCACUUCUGCUCGCUCACAGUUUUGUUUGAGCGUCUAGGCCAUGAAAUUGUCAAUAAUGAAUUUAUUUCAGCAAUCACAGACUUGUCACAGAAGUGACAAAGGCAUCGAAAUAUACUAGCAGCUCUAAACUGUUGACGAGCACCAAGGAAAUGCAGAUGGGUAAAACCGGUGAAAGUUUGAAUGGGUUGAGUCAUAAAUUGCCGAACGGUACCCCAUUUUUUUUUUUCGAGUUUUUUUCAGUUACACUUUUUUGUCUCAAAUUCACAGUUUUAUUGCGCAUGAAUGACCCUUAUUGAGGGGUGUGGGAGUAAUGUGGCUGAUAAAAGGGUUGUACUGUGCUAUCACUUAGUAAGUUAAGAAUUUGUGAUGAACUGAAAAAAGCAAAAUCAGCAAAGCAAUAAACGUUCUCAAAUAGACACAGUUUACCAGUUCCUAUUUUAACUGUCAAGUGUUACCCUCCAAGAUCCACAUGCAAAUUCUCAAGACUGAUCUCCAUACAUUUUUUUUAAGAAUAGUUGAGAGAAUUUGGUUUAAGAUCAAAGCAUUCUUCCUUUGGUAAUUAAUUAAGUAAUUCUCAUAACCUUUACUCUUGAUGAUCUGCUGAUGUUGUUAGGAGAAAAUUGAUGUUGGUCACUCUUCGGAAGUAAAGGGUUAAAUUAAGUCUCCACAGACACCCAGUGUGCAGUCUUGAGUGUCUGUAUUACUUCCCUAUUAAGACGUAAAAGUUUUGUGAAGGCACUGAGGUCUGCAAGGAGAAGUUUGACUGUUACAUUAACCUUUAUAAUUAUUUGUUUAUUAUAGGCCAUGUUUUGGCUUUUUACAAUCUGGCUGUCAUGCAUGCAUCAGGGACUGGUGUGUUGAGAUCCUGUAACACUGCAACAGAGGUAGGAAAAGUGUUAGUCUCUGUUGAACAUGAACAUGUGGCGUUUGCAAAAUAUAAUGUACAACUGCUGAGGAUCAUGUACACCGACAAUGUUAGAGUAAAGAGAUUAGUAGCCUGUGUGACAGGCACUUCAUGAGCCAAGCAAGGCCAAUGCAGCUUUUUUGUGAAGUUAGGGGAGGGGAAUAAAACUGCCCCAUUCACCUGACUUGGUUUAAAGCACCUGUCAUGCAAGCUACAGUGUAAGAGAUGAGGAGAAAGACCGGACAGUCCAUACUGACCUCUAUGUUGUAGGUAAAAUCUAUUCUUAUAGAUUAAUCCAGUCUCCCUUCAACUUAGGUUGAUUCAGAAUUUCCCUUUUUUGCUAGCCCUAUAUAAUAAUAUUAUUGAUAGGAGACAAUUGAAAUUCUUUUUUUAGCUGAGAAUGGAUUUUACAUGCAACAUUUACACUAUAGCGUCUUGUUGCUUCUUUAUCUGAUGUCUUGCUGGUACUUCUCUUUGCCCUCUACUGUUGCUUACAUAGUUCUUGGGUAACUGGACCACUGCUAUCUUUCUUAGAAACACAAACCCUGACACUUUUUCACAUGCUUUGGUUAUAUUUUUGACAAUUUAACCCAUAGUAGGCACUGUUUUCCACCACAACUCAAGGUAGUUUAAAUAUGAAGAUGGAAAAAACAAGGAGCGCCAUGUGAAAAUACUGCUGCAGAGAAUUAAUUUGAAUGGUAACACCAUAGGAUUUCGUCCAUAGACUCAAACGUUAAGAGCACAUACUAAAUUAAUAGUAUCAUGUGAAAGUGCUGCUGAAGAGGUUUCAUCUGAAUGGUGACAACAUAGGAUUUCGUCCACAGACUCAAGAGUUAGAACUACAAUCUUUCAAGACUCCAUUUUUCACCUUGGUGGGGAAAGGGUUUAGCAGUAGUGAAAGUGAUAUCUCUUUGCGUUUGUGAGUAAAAAUAAUUUGCUUACGUUAUUUGAGUGGUUGUUCUUGUUUUUACUCUCAAGCUUUUCAAGAACGUUGCUGAGCGUGGUAGGGUGGCCCAGAUGUUGAUGGAGGCACACGAAGCAUAUCGCGCUGGUAAUAUUGAUACUGCUCUUUUGAAGUACGCCAUGUUAGCUGAACUGGGCUAUGAAGUUGCACAAAGUAAUGUGGCUUAUAUUUUGGACCAUGGUAAGUUUGUCCCGCGUAUUGCAUUCGUUUACAGCUUAAGCAACAGCUUUUGAUUGGUAAAGCCUAGUUUGUCACCAGCCAUGCUAUCAUUAGAGCAGGUUGAACGUUCAAAUGGCCUAUACGGCAAGGACUGUUCCAUUUCUUGGGCUUUCAUUUCAGCCUGUGUAGCAGGCGUCGAAAGGAAAGGGGAAGGGAGGGAGAAAGGGAGAGGGGAUUGGAGAGAAUAGGAAAGGGAACUCCCUCUUUAUUUCCCUUUCGCGUUUUUCUUUUGCUUUUGCUACGCAGGCUACUUGUUCCUGAGCAUGCGCUUGCGUUCAUUUUCACUUGACCCAAGACUGCUAUACUUGCGUGAGAGCCUGUAUUAUCCUCGCAUAGUGAUAUUAAGCUUUAGUUAACGUUGGUCUAUGUGCAGUCCAUCCAAUUAUGGCCAGUGAAAGUUAGUUUUCUGUCACCAAUGUUUUGCCCCAAGAAACCAGGUAUUGGAUUGCAUUUCAUCAACUUGCACUGAGUUCGGACAGCUUUUUAUGUCAGCUUUUGUUAUUACGGUACGAAAAAACUUGGAUGACAAAUAAGUAUUUAAAGCACAAUAAGGCAGCAGAAAUAUGGACAACAGUCAGUUGAUUUUGUGUUCAUAGUUGUUGUUGAAAUUUAUCUUGUGAGUAUUGACUGCUUCAGGUUUAACAUCAGUGAUUCUGGGAAACGAGACAUUUCCUCGCGCUCUCCUGUACUGGACAAGAGCAGCUACUCAAGGUUUGUAUCUAUGGUUGUAGCGGUAUCUUUCCUACACCUGUACUGGGUAUUUACAGGGGUCAAUUUAAUAAAACUUGUACAAGUGUAGCUAUUCUUUUCAGACUCUAAAAUAAUGGGUACACUUGUAAAUUACACUUGUAAAAGUUUUAUUAAAUUCACUCCAGGUUCGGAUGCCACCAUACUAACACUUAUAAAUGUCCCCGCUCUUAAGCACCUAAUCAAGCUCUUAUAAACAGGUUUUUGGCUUAACUUGAAUGCUCCCUUCAACUCAGAAGUAAUAAAUCUGUUGCAGUUCCUUGGUAAAUUCUCAUACUAGCGCAGAAUAAAACGAAAACAAACUUUGUUUUUGCCGACAAACUGAACGAUCAUUUAAUGAUUGUAGAAAGAAAUGAUUGACUCGUUGUUUUUAUUCAUUGUGGACAGAUGUCUUUUAGUCCAGUGCCUGGCUUCCUUUUUCAAGUGACCUUAAACAAGUACAGUAGUUGCAUAGAUUGAGGUGCUCUUUUGUAUCAAUUUCAAGUUCUGUUUGUUUUUCCCAUAGGUAACACAGCAGCUCGCGUGAAAGUGGGUGAUUAUCAUUAUUAUGGAUACGGAACCGAGAUUGAUUACGAGACAGCUGCAUAUCACUACAGACUGGCAUCUGAACAACAGCACAACGCACAGGCCAUGUUUAACCUCGGCUACAUGCAUGAGAGAGGACUGGGCAUGAGACAGGUAAUGAAAAUAUUUUGGUGUCUCUUUAACGCUUUGUGAUUGAAUGAAAGACACUUGUAUCCGUCGUAUAUUAGUCAAUAGGGAGCUUAAGCAACAGCGUUUUUGAGCGACGGACGUCAACCGGAAGUGGACUUUUUGCAUCAUUGGGCAGUGGUUUGGUUGAAACUCUCGGGUAAAUCGUCUUUAAAAGAGAAAAGAAACUCAGCAAUACAAGUUUGUUAGCGUCAAGGCAUAUAAAAAGGGAGAAGGCCUCACUUCCGGUUGACGUGCGUCGCUCAAAAACGUCUUUGCUUAAGGUCCCUAAUAGGGAGCUUAAGCAACGGUAACGAGAACGGCAAAAAAGCAAUAGGUUUGGAUUGGCAAAACAACAACUCUGCAUGUGAUCACGCUUUUUUGUACAUUUCCUUGCUGUCGUUGCACGACUAUGACAUGAAACGCCUAAUUUCACGUUUUAUGGAGGACGGGAACACAUGUACAACAACGAGUUUCUGUUUUUUGUGAACUUAGAUACAGUCCUUUAGAACUGAUUCAACCCCUGUAAAAUUCACCAACAUUUCAGUGACAAAUUAAAAGAUUUGCAUUACUGCGCUUUUCACAAACAUGCGAACUCUAAAGUUCAAACGCCGCCUUCACAAUUGCGUUUUUCGCUGCCGUCAAUCAUAAUUACGAUCACAAGCAACGAACCUUGAAACAUAGAAACACACAAAACGGAUCGAAAUCCACAAAUCACAAACCAUGACCUUUUGAACCCGUGAAAGUAAAGUAUUGUUUCCUAAGAGGUCCGUUAAGAUGAUUGACGGCAGCGAAAACGCAAUCGUCAGUUGGCUUUUGAACUUCAGAAUUCGCAUGUUUGUGAAAAGCACAGUAAAAGAAAUGAAAUUUGAAGCAGCGCUAACUCACUUUUUGGUGACGUUUUCGCUGCCGUUGCCCUCCUCGUUGCUUAAACUCCCUACUUAUUGCUACGACUAAUCAACGUGUCAAUCAUGGCUUGCUCGCACGAUUUCGUGCCUGACUUGGCAGCAUCAGGUGAGAUGUCUCAGUGCGUUUUUGAAGUUGCAUAAAGUAUUUACAAAUCUCCAGAAGAUAGGCGUUCUCCCAGCCGCUCCAGAGAAAGAGGGUGAACCACUGAGCGUUUCCAGUUGGGACUAUGGAAAAAUGAUACCAAGUAACUCUAAAGACACGAGAAAGAUUGAAUUGGACUAAAUUUAUAUAAUUGUCUUUAACCAUAGGAAUUUCAGCGUAAUGUAAAGACAUUCUCAGUUUUACAGGUUGCCUUAGAGUUUGUGUCAGCUUGAAUUUAAAGAAUUUCUCUGCUCCUAGGGGACAUUUCAAGACCUCUCGUAUCCCUUCGGGUGUGGCAUUUACGCAUUUUGAUAUUUCACAAAAUGCUAAUACCUGGCCGGUAGCGCGACUGGUGGGGUAAGGGUCGUUAACCCAGGAGGAAGGUCGGCACUCUUCUUGCUGAUGUAUUGGCACUGAUAUAGUACCUGUCGUCAGCCUUAAUCUGGAAAGUGAUUCUUCUUUUUGUAGUCGCUCUUCCUUAAUAUUGACUUUCUUUACUUCUUUUCAGGAUAUUCACCUCGCAAAGAGGUUCUACGACAUGGCCGCGCAGACCAGCACUGAUGCCCAGGCUCCAGUCUCGCUCGCCCUGAUGAAACUUGGGGUCUUCUUCAUGUGGGAAUGGGUUCAAGAGGUAAAAGUCAGAAUCUGCUUAUAUAGCCAUAUCAACGUACUUGUGAAUUGGUUUCAUUUGGAUCGUCAUACGUAGGAUUUUGUGUAGAAAUUCGGUAAUUGACUAGGCCCGAGACAACAAACGUAACAGUAAUCACAUACCAGCAUUUGACAAUAGUUCAAACUAAGCGAGUCCUUGGAACACCGAAACGGACAGAACCAAAUGUUCGCAAGUGUUCGUACUACGUAGUUGUUCGUAAAGAGAAUGAUGUUCGACCGCAGUUUGAAGAGGGCGUGUAAAAAUUGUUAGUGGAUGAAGAAAAGCGAAUCGCCCCAGUCUCCUCUCCUCGUUUUCCCCGCCGUACGAUUUUAUUUGCUACCCACCAUCUGAACGCCUGGAGCAAGCAAAAGAUGUGAAAGUGUUUAGUGCCUUUCGUAUCAUUUUGCCUUGAUUGAAGUUAAGACGAGUUUGUUUAGCGUAAGCGUUUUGGUUAUUUCGCAUUUAAAUACUCUUAUUUGCUAUCACACAGUGAUCGUUCAGUUUCCUCGUUAGAUCUCUUUAGGGACGUUAUAUAGUUUCCACAUGAUUUGACUGUAGACAACUUGGAUAGCCUUUCUUUCAUUCUUCAAGAGUGAUUUAAAUUAUUUUUACCUUGUUUUUUUGCAGAAUUAUGGAUCAAUUAACUUUUCGAAGAUCAGGAAUUAUGUUGGUGAAGACUGGGAUAUUUAUGUAAUGACUGGACUCGCUUUACUGUUAGGAAUUCUUCUGCUGAUACGACGAAGGCAGCAAUAGACGCCAUUUUUGUAGAUUUUGUACAGAAAUUCUUACCCUUAGCAAGUGUUGGAAUGUAAAAUGGUUCAUUUUAAACAGUAAUGAAAACAAGAAAAUAACUGAUACAACAUUUGAAUAAAUGUAACAUUUCUU